AUGAUGAUGAUGAGCAGCGUAUUUGCUCAAGAUCCACUCACAUGGAGUAUUUGUAAGCGUUAUCCACAACAAACAUUGCAAAUUUCUUCGGUUACAUUGAAUCCGAACCCACCUCAAGCAGGAAAUAAUUUGCAAGUCACCAUUCAAGGUACUUUGACUGAACCAAUGGCUGCUGGAUCUGCUGGACAAGUUUCUGUCAAUUAUGCUGGUACUCCAAUGUACACUGGUCCUUUUGAUCCUUGUCAAUUCUUGGCUGGCUCUUCAAAUCAAUGUCCUCUCGCCAAAGGUCCACAAACACUCUCAAUUACUCAACAAAUUACACCAAUGGCACCAUCCGGUGGUCCUUACCAAGGAACUAUUGUCAUUACUGACCAAAAUAAGAAUAUCGUUUCAUGUAUUGAUUUUAAUUUCAUGAUGAUGUAA
Molecule: messenger RNA, 423 nt
Organism: Naegleria fowleri
Lineage: Eukaryota; Heterolobosea; Eutetramitea; Acrasida; Naegleriidae
Exons: 1
Coding region: 1-423 (140 amino acids)
Biological process (GO): sterol transport
Molecular function (GO): sterol binding
Source: RefSeq, a predicted model, not a curated record